AAGCGGUUGACUUUUGUUUGACCAUCCGAACAGAAGAGGAGUCCAGGUCCAAGAGAAGGGCCAUGGCGAGUGGUGGUGGGAUGGAGGUGGAGGUGCGCGUGGUGGGCGGUGCCCGGAGCUGCUUCGUCGCGCUUCCGCUCCACCUCAUCCAGGCCCUCUCCCGCACCUCCGCCUCAGGCGACCUCCCGCCUGUCCUUGCGCUCGACCUCCGCGCGGCCGCCGGCGCACGGUGGUCCCUCGCCUGGUCCGGCGCUGCGUCCCGGUCCCGCGCCAUCGAGGUUGCACAGGAGUUGGCAGAGUGCAUUUCAUUGCCUGAUGGAACAAUAGCUCAACUCAGUGUAGCUCGCUCUCUGACCAGAGCUGACUCGGUCAGUAUAGAGCCCUUUAGCGAGGAUGAUUGGGAGAUACUGGAGAGUCGUGCUGAUUUGGCUGAAGAAACGAUUUUGCAGCAGGUCGGUAUUGUUUAUGAGGGCAUGCAAUUUCCUCUGUGGUUGGAUGGCCAUAAUAUUGUAAAAUUUGUCGUCGUUUCAUCUAGUCCCAAGAAGUCAGUUGUUCAACUUGUGCCGGGAACUGAAGUUGCUGUGGCACCCAAAAAACGUAAAGAGAAAUAUCAAGAUGUGCAAAAGGAAGGUUCAUUGAAGGAACAGGGCGAAACAAAGGCACUCUUGCGUGUUCAAGCAGCAGAUAGAAAGUAUGCACAUAAAUUUAAAUCUAAGGGCAUUGAGCUGGGGGUGGUUCUGAGCUAUGCUGUGCUGAUACAUCCAGAUACAGCUGCAAGGACUUCAUUUGGUAAUCUCCAGUUGGUCACUAUUUCAUCUAAAUCAUUGCCUAAGGGGCUUAGUGAACAAGGCAAAGAAGCUGCACAAAAGAAGGGUAUUUCAGUACCCAAAAGGACCCGAGAAGUAGUUGUCUAUGUCUUAUUCUCAGACUCUGUUGCUAAAGGACAUGUUAUGCUUCCCUACUCUAUUCGUCACUUUAUAAGUGCAGACACACAUUCAUGGGUUUAUGUGAAGAAAUACACUGCUAAUGUCAAGAAGGAUGAGCCUAUAAUGAAAAUGUGUCCGUUACAUUUCAGUAUGCACGAAAGAUAUGUGCAUGAUAACAGUGAUUUAGGCGGUCAUGAAAAGGACCCUUGGAGGAACACCAGUAUUCCUUCAGAAAAUGGCAAUUUCUUUCAGAAAGCUCCUAACAAUGAGCAUCUUCUGAGUGCAGAUGCUGAUAGUAUUUCUGAAUCCAUGCCAGAACAGAAGGUACUUAUUAAGCAUUGGCUUAUUGGGCAACUUAAAGAAAUGACCUUUCAUGCUGAAAAUUCUGAGAUAAGUUCAGUAGUUUUACCAGCCAAAGUUUUGAUCCAUUUUGAAGCAGUAGAUGGGAAACUAAGCAGAGGAGUUGAUUUUCUCUACCUGUUAACAAUUAGUUUUGAAAACCCUGGUUAUAACAAUUCACAAGGCAAUGUUGAGAUUACUUGGAAAGGCCCAACUGAAAACUUGGAAUUGAAUUUCGGGAGGUUGGAGUUGGGUGAAGCUUUAUCAUUUGAUUCUGUAGUGGACGAUGGCUUCAACAAUGCUUUUAAGCUGACUCGAUCUUCGCUAGGUUGGAUGGAGAAUGCAAUGUCGGAUGUGACAAAAAGACUAUCCGUGCUCGUGUCUUCAACCGCUCUGAGGUUAUUUAACAGGCUAAAGCUCCCCUUUCCUGGACAUGUUCUUGUCCAUGGGCCUCGAGGUUCUGGGAAAACUGCUUUGACACGGGCUGCUGCAAAAUACUUCGAAGACCAUCAAGAGAUACUGGCACACAUAAUAUAUAUGGAUUGUUCCAAACUUGCAAUUGGCAAGGCUAAGGAGACAAGGCAAACAAUUGAAGACAGCAUUUCUGAAGCUUUGCUUCACUCACCUUCUAUCAUCAUAUUUGAUGAUCUAGACAAUGUAAUUUCAGUCUCUUCAGAUCCUCAAGUAUCCCAAUCGUCCAGUUCUUCUGAUUCGCUAGUAAGAUACUUGACUGACAUCCUGGACGAGUACAAGGAUAAAAGUCGUAAUGUAUGUGGAUAUGGACCUAUUGCACUGAUGGCUUCAGUUCAAUCACUUCAGAAUCUUCCUCAAGAGCUGACUUCAUCUGGGAGAUUUGAUUUCCACGUUGAACUUCGUGCCCUUGCCAUCCCUGAGCGUGAAGCACUAUUGAAACAUCAAGUUGAGGAGCAUAAGUUACAGUGUUCUGAGGAAGUUAUUUCAGAGAUAGCGUCAAAAUGUGAUGGCUAUGAUGCAUAUGACUUGGGAAUUCUGGUUGAUAGGGCUGUGCAUGCUGCUGCCUCUCGCUUUGUCCUUCCUUCUGCCUGUUUGAACUCUGUAAACCCAACGCUGGUGAAGGAAGACUUCUUGAAAGCCCUGCAUGAGUUCCUUCCUGUUGCCAUGCGUGAUCUUAGGAAAUAUGCUCCUGAUGGUAAAGAUGGUGGUUGGGAAGAUGUUGGAGGGCUUAAUGAAGCAGUAACUAUUAUUAAAGAGACUCUUGAAUUGCCAUCAAAAUACCCAAACGUCUUUACUAAGGCACCUGUUCGGAUGCGGUCGAACAUCCUCCUCUAUGGACCACCUGGAUGUGGUAAAACACACAUUGUGAGGGUUGCAGCUGCAGCUUGUUCUCUGCGGUUCAUUUCAGUCAAGGGUCCAGAGCUGUUGAAUAAGUACAUUGGUUCUUCUGAGCAAUCUGUUCGUGACUUUUUUGCAAAGGCUGCUGCGGCAGCACCUUGCUUACUAUUUUUUGAUGAAUUUGACUCCAUUGCACCCCAACGAGGAACACAUAGUGCAGGAGUUUCUGAUCGUGUUGUCAAUCAGUUCUUAACUGAACUAGAUGGUGUGGAAACCUUGACUGGAGUAUUUGUAUUUGCUGCUACAAGCAAACCACAAUUAAUUGAUGCGGCACUCUUGCGCCCUGGACGAUUCGAUCGUCUUGUCUUUUGUGAUUUUCCUCGAUGGGAUGAGCGUGUAGAAAUUCUGAAAGUGCACUCUAGGACGGUUUCACUGGCAAGUGAUGCCAGUUUGGAAGACAUUGCUUCCUUGACUGAAGGAUUUACUGGUGCUGAUCUCGCGGCUAUUCUAACGGAUGCUGGGUUGGCAGCAGUUCAUGAAGUUCUGGAUAGCAGGCAGGACGGUAUCCCAGAAAGAGAACCGUGUAUCAGCAAAGAACUUCUCAUGUCUGUUGCUACGAAGGCUAGACCUUCUACACCAGCUGAUGACAAGUCAGGGUACGAUAAGGAGUUUGGCGAAUUCGUGUCGUCCAGGAAGUCCCUUUCCACAAAGGCUAGAGAGUCUAAAGGCAAGAAGGUGACGCUGGCUUGACGGUACCUUCAACAUUGACAACUAACUACAUGGGACAAAUAAGGUCGCCUGCAUGCUUUGAUCUUCAUUGCUCAUAAAAGAAAAUCCAUGCAAAUAUGAAUUUCCCGAACAAUUGUGUGGACAUUGGAUUCUCUCUGAAUGCAGAUGUUUGGUCUAGUUUCUCUGGUGGUGUCCAGAUAGCGCGGAACAAAAGAAUCCGGCUUAUUUACUGGUGCUGAUCUCGUGGCUUAUUUUGUACUAGCGCAGAAGAAGGAAGAGAUGUGCAUAAAAUUCUUAAUUGAGAGUGAAGGCGUUGCGAUCUACACUCUUGGCCGUGUUUUGAGGUGCGGAUCCGCUUCCCUUGUGAAUAAAGACAGUAAGUGGGACUUUGUCUUGCUACUGCUGAAUAAGCAGCACAGCAAGGAAAACAAUGGCCUGCAGAUUGAUUUCACCACAAGAUAGGCUUGCACAUAUUCCAAACCAGUAGGAUAAUAUAUAGAAAAUGUAAAAGCAAAACUGUUGUGUAAACAUUAUUUUUCUGAGAUGUUUCCCGACAACAAUUUAAUGUGAUAUACUGUACUAGAAAACCAGGAAACAUUCGUUGUUCGA
Messenger RNA from Hordeum vulgare subsp. vulgare (domesticated barley), 3914 nucleotides. RefSeq names its product peroxisome biogenesis protein 1. NCBI's taxonomy places the organism in Eukaryota, Viridiplantae, Streptophyta, Magnoliopsida, Poales, Poaceae. Gene Ontology annotation, cellular component: cytosol; peroxisome; peroxisomal membrane. Gene Ontology annotation, molecular function: ATP hydrolysis activity; ATP binding. Gene Ontology annotation, biological process: protein import into peroxisome matrix. The record is from RefSeq and is a predicted model, not a curated record. The transcript has 17 exons. The coding region runs from base 63 to 3326 and encodes 1087 amino acids.